GCUCUAUAGUUUGCGUCAUAGCACUUGCAGUUUGUUUAUUUAUACAGACAUGUAAUUUGUGGAAUUGCCGCCAAAUGUCAUUUCGCUGUCAUGGGAGAUUUUAGUCAAUACAGAAUAAAUACUUAAAAUGUAUAUUAAGUCAAUGAUAAUUGAAGGAUUUAAAUCCUAUGGUCAGAGAGUUGAAAUUAAUGGUUUUGAUAAAGAAUUUAAUGCUAUAACUGGUCUAAAUGGAACAGGAAAAUCUAAUAUUUUGGACGCAAUUUGUUUUGUGCUUGGAAUAACAAAUUUGUCAAAUGUGCGAGCGACCACGCUGCAGGAGCUGGUGUACAAGUCGGGGCAGGCGGGCGUCACCAAGGCCAGCGUCACCAUCACCUUCGACAACACCAACCCCAAGCAGUGCCCGCUGGGGUUCGAGCAGCACAAAGAGAUCACCAUCACUCGCCAGGUGGUGAUCGGGGGCAAGAACAAGUACCUGAUCAACGGCACCAACUGCCAGAACAAGCGGGUCCAGGACCUGUUCUGCUCGGUGCAGCUGAACGUCAACAACCCCCACUUCCUGAUCAUGCAGGGUCGCAUCACCAAGGUGCUCAACAUGAAGCCGGAGGAGAUUCUAGCGAUGAUUGAGGAAGCUGCGGGUACUCGCAUGUACGAAGCCAAGAAGCAGUCUGCCCAGGCCCUCAUUGUGAAGAAAGAUGCCAAGCUGAAAGAGAUUAAAACAGUGAUCCAGGAUGAAGUGAGUCCGUCGAUCAACAAGCUGAAGAGCGAACGCCAACAGUACUUGGAGUACCAGAAGAUGGAGAGAGAGAAGGAUUACUACCAGAAGAUAUACAUUGCUUGGCGGUACACAAUGGCGCAGGACACUUGUAAUGAGGCGAACGGCAAGCUGAGUGCUCUGCAUGCCGAGAUAGAGGCGGCUCGGCAGAAGAUCAAAAACUGGGAGCAGGAGACGAAGGCCCUUGAUGCGCUCGCUCUGGAGUUGCAGCAGAAGAAAGAAGCCGAAGGAGGGGGCAAGCUGCAGGAGCUGGAGGCCGCCUUGAAGGCCAAGGAGAAGGUGGAGGCGCAGCUGGUGGCGAGGCAGAAGGGCCUCAAGGACAGCAUCGCAGUCGAGGAGAAGAACAAGAAGCAGCUGCUCAAGGGUCUCAAAGAGGAUGAGAGUGUUCUGGCCGGCAAGAAGGCAGAGCUGGGGAAAGUGGGGGCGACGUUCGAGCGGAUGAAGGAGGAGGAGCAGGCGGACCAGGAAGCCCUUGCAGCUGCGGAGCGCAAGUUCCAGGCCGUCAGCUCCGGACUGCUGACCAACGACGAUGGCUUGGAGGCCACUCUGGAGGACCAGCUCAUGAGCGCUCGGCAGGCGCUGACUCAGGCGGACACGGGGGCCAAGCAGGCGGCCAUGCAGCUGCAGCACUGCGAGAGGGAGCUGAAGCAGAAGCGGCAGGAGAUGAACCAGACGUCCAGCCAGUACAAGCGCGACGAGGAGCAGCUGCGGCUGAAGGAGCGCCAGCUACAGGCCUUGGAGAAAGAACUCAGCACACUGGAUUAUGAAGAUGGCAAGUACGAACAUCUUCAAGAAGUGAGGCAUGGACUACUCCGUGAAAAGCAGCAGCUCAGAGAUGAAAUAGACACUUUUAACGGCAGGAACCCUGGGUUGAGUUUCCAGUAUCGUGACCCAGAGACCAAUUUCAACCGAGCCUCGGUGAAAGGCUUGGUGUGCCGAUUGUUAACUGUGAAAGAUGGGAAGGCUGCCCGUGCAUUGGAGACUGCGGCUGGCGGGAAGCUGUACAACGUGGUGGUGGACACAGAGCUGACCAGCAAGAAGCUCCUGGAGAGGGGGCAGUUGCGGCGACGCACCACCAUCAUCCCCCUGAACAAGAUACGAGGCUCCAGCAUGGACCAGAGGACUGUGCGCCUCGCCGAGAACCUGGUGGGCAAGGAGAACGUGCAGCCGGCGCUGUCUCUGAUCUCGUACGAGCGGGACCUUCACUCGGCCAUGGAGUGGGUGUACGGCCAAGUGUUCAUCUGCAAGGACAUGGAGUCGGCCCGCAAGGUCACCUUCCACAACCAGAUAAUGAAGAAGUCCGUCACCUACGAUGGGGACGUUGUCGAUCCCGGCGGCACCCUUUCGGGAGGUGCACCACCCAAAACUGCACCAAUAUUCACCCUGCUGGAGAGGAUAAAAACUGUGGAGCAGAGACAUGCUGAGAUUGAGCAGAAAGUAGCUGCAGUGGAGCUAGAAAUACGCAGUCUUUCCAAAGUUGCAGAGAGGUACAACUCCCUGAAGCAGAACCUGGAGCUGAGGCGUCACGAGGUUGAACUUGUGCGAGCCAAGCUGCAGCAGACGACACACCACAAGUACCAGGAGGAGGUGAACAGCCUGCAGGCCACUGUUGACGAGCUGCACCAGAAGAUCCAGCAGUGCAAGAAGACAAUGGAGGAGAGUGAGCGGCGGGUGAAGAACUUGGAAGGGAAGAUGAAGAACUCGAAGUCGCUGCGUGAGAAAGCGCUCAAGGAUGCAGAGAAGGAGAUGAAUCGGCUAAAGCAGAAGGCAGGCAACAGCAGCACGCAAUGGAAACAGCGUGAGCAAGACUAUGAGGGCUUAAAACUGGAGAUUGUGGAGUUGGAGAAGAGCAUCGAGAACGGCAAGCAGCAAAUAGCGGCCAGUGAAGAAAACUUUGCCAAGCUCUCAGCUGAGUUUGAGCAGCUGAAGGGGGAAGUGGACAAUGCCAAGGAGAGCGUGAAGGAGAUGCAGGCAGAAGUGAAGAAACAGAAGGACUUAAUCCACAAUCAGAACAAGGAGAUCCACCAGACCAUUCACAAGAAGGAAAAGCUGUUGAAAGAGAUGGCGGAUUUGGAGCUAGACAUCAAGAAAAAGGAGCACGAAGUGACCAAGGUUCAGAACGAGGCUAAGGAUUGCCAUAACAAGCUGGCGCAGCUGGCCCAGAAGUACGAGUGGAUCGAGGCGGACAAGAUGUACUUCGGGCAGCCGAACAGCGCCUACGACUUCUCGGAGCACAGCCCCCAGGAGGCGGGGCGGCGCGCGGAGAAGCUCCAGGAGCAGCUGGAGAAGGCGGGGCGCAGCCUCAACGUGAGCGCCAUGGCGAUGCUGACGCGCAAGGAGGAGGAGUACGAGAACCUGAAGAGCAAGCGCAAGAUCGUGGAGCAGGACCGCGCCAAGCUGUGCAGCCUCAUCGAGGACCUGGACCGUCAGAAGGCCACCGCGCUGCGCAGCGCCUGCGAGAAGGUCAACAAGGACUUUGGGUCCAUCUUCUGCAUGCUGCUGCCCGGCACGCAGGCCUGCCUGCGCCCGCCCGAGGGCCGCUCCAUGCUGGAGGGGCUCGAGAUCAAGGUGGCGUUCGGGGAGGUGUGGAAGGAGAACCUGGCGGAGCUGAGCGGCGGGCAGCGCUCGCUGGUGGCGCUCUCCCUCAUCCUGUCGCUGCUGCUGUUCAAGCCGGCGCCCAUCUACAUCCUGGACGAGGUGGACUCCGCCCUGGACCUGUCCCACACCCAGAACAUCGGCAAGAUGCUGCGCAAGCACUUCCGCCACUCCCAGUUUAUCAUUGUCUCCUUGAAGGACGGGAUGUUCAGCAAUGCCAAUGUUCUCUUUCGCACCAGCUUUGUGGAUGGCAUGUCGCGGGUGACGAGGACAGUGCAGCGUAACCCAGAAGACAAAUAACUUGAUCUUUUUUUAGUGUAGGUUUUGUAAGAUGUUUCAAAUAAAAGUUUUUUUUAUA
Bacillus rossius redtenbacheri is the source of this 3725-nucleotide messenger RNA. It is a transcript of the gene SMC2, whose product is annotated as structural maintenance of chromosomes protein 2. Lineage: Eukaryota; Metazoa; Arthropoda; Insecta; Phasmatodea; Bacillidae. Gene Ontology annotation, biological process: chromosome organization. The record is from RefSeq and is a predicted model, not a curated record. The coding region runs from base 128 to 3667 and encodes 1179 amino acids. Gene Ontology annotation, cellular component: chromosome. The transcript is spliced from 21 exons. Gene Ontology annotation, molecular function: ATP hydrolysis activity; ATP binding; protein binding.